CAAAAUGUUGUGUUGUGUUUUAUUAUUAUUAUUAAUUUUUUGGAAAUAUGGGAUUUUUUUUUUAUGUACAUAUGUUCUCGAAAGGUCAUGUUAUUUUCUCAUCAGCUUCGUCUCUAAAUGGUGCAAUACCAAGGAGUAAUCAUCAAAACUUAAUAAACAACAUAGUAUUUUAAUCUGGUUGUACUAUUGGUUGAACAAAUGCAAUGUAUUUUAUGGUUGAAUAAAUACAGUGUUAAUAAUUUCAUGAUCAAACUUUAUCUUGAAUGUGUAAUGGUAGGUGACUGACACACCUAAUCGAUCCCACUUAGAACUGGUUUGAGAAGACUUUUAUUUGUUCUUCUUGUUCUCUUAGAUGAUUUAAAAGUCAUUUCUUUCCCUUCUAGAUUUCUUAUGAGCCUUGAUGAAGUCAGACGUCAAAAUAGUCUCCGAGAACACAUACCAUCACUCCCUGGUCUAUAAAAGGUCAAGGCAUGGUUAUGGUUUCCCCUCAUAGCAUUCCACCAUCCAAACCUCUAGACCAUUUCUCCGCUCGUUCUGGUAUGGAUCUUCUGUCGGAGGACCAAAUCAUGGAGUUCAAGGAAGCCUUCUGCCUCUUUGACAAAGAUGGAGAUGGGUGCAUCACACUGGAAGAGCUUGCCACAGUCAUCAAAUCAUUGGAUCAGAACCCAAGUGAGGAAGAGUUGCAAGAAAUGAUCCGAAACGUCGAUUUGGAUGGCAAUGGAACCAUAGAUUUUGGAGAAUUCUUGAACCUAAUGGCUAGAAAAAUGAAGGAGACAGACGAGGAGGAAGAACUAAAGGAAGCUUUUAAGGUCUUCGACAAUGAUCAAAAUGGUUAUAUCUCGGCCAGCGAGCUGAGGAAUGUGAUGAUGAAUCUUGGGGAAAAGUUGACUGAUGAAGAGGUGGAUCAGAUGAUUAGAGAGGCAGACUUGGAUGGAGAUGGGCAAGUGAACUAUGAAGAAUUUGUGCAGAUGAUGAUGACCACCUGAUUGGUUUUCAAAGAAGAGACCACACAAUGGAUUGAUCUACACUGAUUUCCAUCAGCUGUGUGUCAAGAAACCACAUCUUCUGAUACUAAAUUGAAUUUGUCUUCUCAUCACAGUCUUUGUUUCUGUCUAAUGAACAUUACUUUGUCAGCAGUCUGGUCUUCAGUUUUCUUCUUUCUUCUUCUUGGAAUCACUGAAGCUGCAAAUCGAAAGACUAUAAGCAUUCAUUGAGAUUGUUUGUGGGUUCAUCCAAUUAAUGAAGCUAGAAAAUUCACAAUGUAGUAUAAUGAUUCAUAGCGCAAGAGAUUAGACAUCGUCUCGAAACAUGCUUCCCUGAUGACAUCAAUCAAACAUCUCAGACCAAGUCAAGGAAACAACAAAUCUUCCAGCUUACUUGGUGGAUACUUCAA
This is a messenger RNA of Musa acuminata AAA Group (dessert banana), 1393 nucleotides long. RefSeq lists its product as uncharacterized. The transcript has 4 exons. NCBI's taxonomy places the organism in Eukaryota, Viridiplantae, Streptophyta, Magnoliopsida, Zingiberales, Musaceae. The record is from RefSeq and is a predicted model, not a curated record. The coding region runs from base 471 to 986 and encodes 171 amino acids. Gene Ontology annotation, molecular function: calcium ion binding; enzyme regulator activity.